Molecule: messenger RNA, 1964 nt
Organism: Malaya genurostris
Lineage: Eukaryota; Metazoa; Arthropoda; Insecta; Diptera; Culicidae
Product: glycoprotein endo-alpha-1,2-mannosidase-like protein
Exons: 2
Coding region: 247-1677 (476 amino acids)
Cellular component (GO): Golgi apparatus
Molecular function (GO): alpha-mannosidase activity
Source: RefSeq, a predicted model, not a curated record
UUCAGUUUCGCGGUAAUGUGCCAAUCAGCAUCGCAGUUAAACAGACGAUGCGUUUUCCAGAACUUACCGCACAUGCGUGUAUUUGAUGCUUUUCUGGUUUGCAAAUCGUUCCAUUUCACAUAAAAUUCUGACGUUUUCCGAAUAAACAAUUGUUGAAAGUCACUUGUAAAUAAGUGUUAGCACACAAACCAUUCCCAGCCACUAGUAUAAUUACCAGCGUAAUGUAACUUCUAACGUAUCUUGAAGAUGUCAUUAAUCAACUGUAAAUUUACCAUCAAAUCAAUGAAGCUACUGAUUUGCUUCAUUGGAUUCUCCUCACUUCUACUACUGAUACUGUGUCUCUAUAGCACACUAAACACCCCAGAGAAAGUGGUUCAACCAUUAAUUCCUAGCACCGAUCAACAAGUCAUCAGUUUUGAGUUGCUGCGAAGUCAGAACGCAGCAUUGAUUCCAGAAAAGUAUAACGAACAUGAGGUCAAAUCCCGUAUUAUAAAGGAAAAAAUUAAACGUCUGGUUGCGGGGAAAAAUGCAGAAUCAACCACUCCUGUUCGAAAGAAUCGCACCAUCGCUUUGAAUAGAAAUAUACAAAUUUUCUACUACGCACCGGUGGCUUGGUAUAAACCUCAUCCAACUUUACCGAGCGACAAGGUAAUUCGUUUAAUUGAAAAUGGAUCGGUGUCCUUCCGCCCAAAUGACGAACAGGUUAUAAACAUAGCUUUUUAUCCAAAGCGAAAGUUGUAUAACACUACAGAAACCAUGGUGCAAGAGCAUUUUCACGACAUUCAAAACUGCGGAAUAGGAGUAGUGAUCCUCGUGUGGCAUCCCAAUUUCAAUGAGGGUUUAUUGAUGGCAAUCUUCAAAACGGCAACUAUUCACAAUUUGAAAAUUGCUAUAGAAAUCGUAGAAUAUCCUGAUCGUACAAUUGAAAGUAUUCGAAACAACAUCAAGUAUUUUAUAGAUUUAUUUGGUAAAGAUCAAGGCAGUAUUCUGAGUUAUUUUAAUGUUCUCUCCAAAAAACUCAAUCUUCCUAUAUUCUAUAUACGUAAAGCAUACCGAAUCAGCGACGCUGACUGGAUGAGGAUACUGACACGGAAUGGGAUUUUGACCAUCCGUGGUACCAAUUACGAUGCUAUAGUAUUAGCACACAUUGGUAGCAAAGAUCAUAAAUCAAUCGUGCGACGAGGUGGAUUCGAUGGAUUUUACACUUACCUACCCAGCAACGGAGCAAACUAUGCAUCCACGUGGAAAAAUUGGUCGCAGUUGAAAAAGUUUGCCGACACUUACCAUUUGUUGUUCGUUCCCACCAUAGGUCCCGGCUACUAUGACCGUAAAAAGUACUCUCGAAGUGGGCACCAAAAUCACGGCAUCAACAACAUAAAGAGAUAUCGCUCAAACGGUCAAUAUUUUGAUGUGGCUUGGCGUACCGCUCUGAAGAACAACGCUCAACUGAUAACGAUUAAUAGUUAUAAUAACUGGGUCGAUGGGACACAAAUUGAAGCCGCGAUUCCGGUGUUUGGCUUCCGGGAUUAUCUUCCAGGAUCACCCGAAAAGUACCUGGAUCUCGCACAAUCUUGGAUUGAGGAAUUCGUCAAGUACAAGCUCAACAGUAUUAAACUCAGUAGAAAAAGUGAAAGUUCGUUGAACUGUUAUGAUUUCAUUAAUAAUACCAUUUGCUAGGUUGUAAUUCAAACAAUUCAUCAACUUCUCUCGUCAAUAGAAUAGAUGCAACUGGUAGAGAUGGUCGGGUAAGCAAUGUCCUAAACCCGAACCCGAACGAAACGCAUAAACUUUUACCCGUACCCGAAAGUAAUUUUCCUUCCAAAUCUGAACUCGACAAAAAAUAAAAAUCCAGACGUACCCGAAAUAAAUUGAGUAGUCGGGUUCGGAUACCCGAAACACGACAACAGUUUUGAAUUCAACCCCAACUCGUACUCGUUAAAAAUUAAAAAAACCCGUCAUUGGAA